CUGCUUGACAAGUGGCUAUCGCACUUUGAACGGCCCUUAAACGCCAUCAAAUUCUUUAAAACCGGCCUUCAAACUCCACUGCCUCUAUUGAAAUCUGCAAGCAAUGGGAUUUCCUGCAGGUUACUGUGCUCCUCUAAUCCCAACAUUUCUCUUCAAAUUGCUCUCUGAAUUACGUAAUACAAUAUGUUCGCUCCUCUCUUGGCAGGAAUCGUCUGAUUCCCCCUCCUCUACCAUUUCCCCUGUUUUUACAGACAAAAUAUUGGAAAUUUUGCCUGUGAUUGUAUUCCGAGAUUUUGCAGAAAUGGAGGAGGAUGUUGCUUGUUCCGUUUGCCUCGGCUCUUUUGAGAAAGACGAUGAAAUUCGAGAGCUGUGCAAUUGCUGUCACAUAUUUCACAGAAAGUGUUUGGAUCACUGGAUUUGUCACCGUCAACAGACGUGUCCUCUCUGCAGGCGCUCCCUGCUUCCUCAAAUGGAGGAACAAGAAGAAGAAGACAAUAGCAAUGGAUGGAUUGUCGACCAGAUCUGCUAUCUCCUCGGACAAGAUUUAAUAGUUUCAGGAGCUCAGUAGAAACAUGAUUAUACUGUGAUUAUUGAACGAAGUGUGCGACGCACUGUGUAAAAAAAUAAUUUUUUUUUAAUGUUA
Messenger RNA from Cryptomeria japonica (Japanese cedar), 643 nucleotides. RefSeq names its product brassinosteroid-responsive RING protein 1. Lineage: Eukaryota; Viridiplantae; Streptophyta; Pinopsida; Cupressales; Cupressaceae. The transcript has a single exon. Gene Ontology annotation, biological process: protein ubiquitination. Gene Ontology annotation, molecular function: ubiquitin protein ligase activity. Bases 104 to 568 code for a protein of 154 amino acids. The record is from RefSeq and is a predicted model, not a curated record.